AUGCGUAAAUUUAUGAUUUUCUGCUCAAUAAUAACUACAAUAACAGCAGCUGAUCAGGGUUAUACCUAUAAUCCAGAAUUGGGAAUUUCAUCGAAAAAUAAUUUAGAGCCCGCCAAAGAAACCGAAUAUUUUCUAUACACAGCACCUGAUGAUAUAAACGAUGUCAUAGAUUCCAAACGUUUGGCCAACUUACUUCGUCCACAACGUGUGAUAUUUAUUAAAAAUCCUGAGAAUAAAAUAUUUUCCUUGACGGCUGAACAAUUGGCAAAGCAACAAUCUCUUAAUAUUUAUGUACUUCAACGUCAAACGGAUACUGCGGAUCUUCAAAGUCAAUUACAGGAAAUACACGAACGACAAAAACCUCGUGUACAAUUUAUUAAAUAUAGAACUUCAGCAGAUAUUGAAAGAGCUAAACAGGCUGUAUACAAUGACUUUGAAUCUAUACCAGGACCAUCGAAAUUCCACCAAAAUCAACAAACGCCAGUUUAUGAAUUCGAUGGCAGAUCACAGCAAUUCCGUUCUAUCCAACAAGAACGUACAACACAACCUCCAGUGAUUUUCGAAAUUAUCAAGCGUCCAACUGCAAUUUCUAAAUUAACAGAAAGUUCUGAAGAAAGUAUUACAAUGCAAAAGGAUACAAGCAUGGAAGCAGUUUCUACCAAAUCCUUAGAAUAUUUACCACCAUCAUUAAAUUAA
Molecule: messenger RNA, 696 nt
Organism: Lucilia cuprina (Australian sheep blowfly)
Lineage: Eukaryota; Metazoa; Arthropoda; Insecta; Diptera; Calliphoridae
Exons: 2
Coding region: 1-696 (231 amino acids)
Source: RefSeq, a predicted model, not a curated record